Messenger RNA from Lathyrus sativus (Indian pea), 816 nucleotides. The record is from the annotation of a GenBank genome assembly. NCBI's taxonomy places the organism in Eukaryota, Viridiplantae, Streptophyta, Magnoliopsida, Fabales, Fabaceae.
AUGUCGUCUUGGAAUUCAGUUCCACUCCAUAUCUCCUAUGAAGCUUUUGGCUGGUUUGCUUUUGUUUGUUGGUCUAUUAGUUUCUGGCCUCAAGUCAUCUUGAAUUUCCGCAGGAAAAGUGUUGUGGGGUUGAACUUUGAUUUUGUGCUGCUGAAUCUGACGAAGCACUCGUCGUAUCUUAUAUAUAAUGCGUCUUUGUACUUUAGCUCUGCGAUUCAGCAGCAAUACAAACACAAAUAUGGAGAGAAAGAGAUGAUACCCGUGGCUGCAAAUGAUGUUGCUUUUUCAAUUCAUGCUGUUCUACUAACAGUAGUUUCAUUACUCCAAAUUGCAAUCUAUGAUCGUGGAAGCCAAAAAGUAUCUAAAAUCGCUUGGGCUAUCGUCGCUGCUGCAUGGACAGCAGCAGCUGUGUGUUUCUUUAUAGCAUUGAACAAUCAUCAUUGGCUAUGGCUUCUCUCAAUCUUCACUACCAUUCAAGUUAUCAUGACUGUCAUCAAAUAUAUUCCUCAGGCUGUGAUGAACUUUAAGAGAAAAAGUACUGAUGGAUGGAGUAUUUUGAACAUUCUACUCGACUUUUCCGGAGGGGUAGCAAACUAUCUACAAAUGUCUAUGCAAUCCAUUGAUCAGAGUUCUUGGGUGAACUUCUAUGGAAACAUUGGAAAACUAUUGCUAUCCUUGGUGUCUAUAUUCUUUGACAUACUCUUCAUAAUCCAACAUUAUGUGUUAUAUCCUGAAAGAAAACGCAGAUCAGAGACCGUUUCUAAGUAUGAUAAUGCCGCCAAGUCUUCUGAUCCGACAUUGUCUCAAAAUGUUUAA